Messenger RNA from Centrocercus urophasianus (Greater sage-grouse), 4594 nucleotides. RefSeq names its product Scm polycomb group protein homolog 1 (gene SCMH1). The record is from RefSeq and is a predicted model, not a curated record. Gene Ontology annotation, molecular function: protein binding. Gene Ontology annotation, biological process: regulation of DNA-templated transcription. Gene Ontology annotation, cellular component: nucleus. The coding region runs from base 1629 to 3653 and encodes 674 amino acids. Lineage: Eukaryota; Metazoa; Chordata; Aves; Galliformes; Phasianidae. The transcript is spliced from 13 exons.
AGAGAAACAAAGCGCUGUGGGAUCCUGCCAGGCUGUGUUCUUUUCUCCCUGAAGCUGAGCUCUGCCCAGGCUGUGUCUCAGGGCUGGGAAGCUCACUGCUCACGGUCACAUCAUCAGCACACCUCUGCAUCGUAACGUCUUUCCCAGGAGUGCAUUCCUGAACGUUCUGGCGUUUAUCAGCCUGCCUCUCACGUGGCAGAAAGAUGAAAAUUCAUCCUAGAGAGACAGAAGAGGAGUUGGGAACGGCACAGAAUCCUUCUGGUAGAAGAGAAGUCGUGGUUUGCAGCCAUCCCACCCCCCAGGGUUCGCUGGCCCAGAUGGAGAGCUGCCUUUGGCUGUGACAGCACUUGCUUGGCAGCUCCUGGUGUGAUCCAUGUGGGCUCCGGAGGGGCAGCGAGGAGAGGGGCUGCGCUGGGCUGGGCUGCGCUCCCUUCGUGCUGUCCCUUAUUUUUAUGUUUCUCCUGAGCUCUGUCCUUUUUACUUCUAAUCAGACUCAUCUUUUAAAUCCUUCUUUGUGUGAUAGUUUCGCUGUAUGAAAGCUGACCUCGUCUGUUUCAGCUCCGUUGAGGUGGUUGUGCCCAUCUCAGCUGUGUGCCAAGCGUGGCCCUGUGCGCUCUGAGCUGGGCUUACAGCGCGCCGCGCUCUGCGCUGCUGUGCCAGGGGGAACAUUUGUUGCAGCAGGCUUUAAAUUUAAACUUGGGGUGUUUCCAAUGAAUUAAAUAUGAACAUAAAUAAUGCAGCUGGUAACGUAGCUUCUCUGCAAUUAAAUGCAGACGCUCUCAUUUUGUCUCUGUGCUUCCAGGUUUAGAUGCGCUGCGGCAUCCAUCCCGACUGCUUCUGGUAGAGGCUGGGGGGUGGAGAGCUGCUGACAGCACAGGGGUCUCAGUAGGAGGGGUUUUUUGGAGCUGUGGAUGGGGCACUCAGUGUGUCACAACAGCAGUGGUUGGAUGGAGCAGCAUCCCAUUGCAGCAGGUUGGGGCCUUUGGAGUUUUUAGGGCAGAUCCCGUCGCAGUGGGUCUGUCCUUGGUCUGUCCUUGCUGCUGGGUGACACUGGGGCUGGGGAGUGCCCUGCCGUGCCGUGAUCACUGCUUUCAGGGGGAAGCAGAUAGAGAAAGUCAGGAAAAAAAGCACUGUACAUGUACACACCUACAUUGUGGAUGGCUUUUGGGUAUGGAAAGGAAGAGAAGCUUUGCCCUUCUCUUAAGCACAUGCAGCCACUCCGCUUAGGAGAUGAGCAGUGAAGGACUGCCACAUACCUUCUGAUUCAGAGCUACAGACAGCUGUUGUUGCCUUUUCCCUGUGGUCUUAUUCCAGUCACAGAGCACCCAGGCAUUGCUCACUGGGGGCCCUUUGGCUGCACUGCUGUGGGAAGUGGGGCUCUGCCUUCCUCUCCAGCUGCAUCAGGGCCACACUAAAGCUGUACCCUAUGGAGCAGAGCACUGAGCUGCUCCUCUUGUGCCUGCUGUCCCCGUGGGGAGAAGGGCUGCUGGUUCUGGGGCCAAGGCGAUGGAUCUGUGUUCAUCAGGAGGCAUUUGUGCAACGUGGGGUGAAAACAUCGCUGUUCUCCCAGUGGUGCCAUCAGUCAGCAUUGCAGAUGUUCACAUGCUCUGCAGCUGGGGGGUUUUCUCAUGGCUCUUUCUUUUGUCCUAGGCGUCUUCAGUUACGUAAAGGCGAGUCGCUCCCACGAUAAAGACGGCAGCGGUGAUAGAAUGCGGAAACCAGGGCCUCAGAAAGCCAUAGACUGGAAGGAUGGUAAGAAGCACAAGUACGGCCGCCCGCCAGAAUCCCCCUCCCAGUACCAAGGUCACUUUACCUGGGAGAAAUACCUGAAGGAAACAUGUGCUGUCCCAGCGCCCGCCCAUUGCUUCAAGCAGUCCUACACUCCUCCUGCCAACGAGUUCAAGAUCAACAUGAAACUGGAAGCCCAGGACCCACGGAACACCACGUCCAUGUGCAUUGCCACGGUGGUGGGGCUGACGGGCGCCCGCCUCCGCCUGCGCCUCGACGGCAGCGACAACAAGAACGACUUCUGGCGGCUGGUGGACUCGGCUGAGAUCCAACCCAUCGGGAACUGUGAGAAGAACGGAGGGAUGCUGCAGCCUCCUCUGGGCUUCCGGCUGAACGCCUCCUCCUGGCCCAUGUUCCUCCUGAAGACUCUGAAUGGAGCAGAGAUGGCUCCCAUCCGGAUUUUUCACAAGGAACCACCAUCUCCAUCCCAAAACUUCUUCAAGACAGGUAUGAAGCUGGAGGCGGUGGACAGGAAGAACCCUCACUUCAUCUGCCCGGCCACCAUUGGGGAGGUGAGAGGUUCUGAGGUCCUCAUAACAUUUGAUGGCUGGAGAGGUGCCUUCGAUUACUGGUGCCGAUAUGAUUCCCGGGACAUCUUUCCCGUAGGCUGGUGCUCGCUGACUGGAGAUAAUCUGCAGCCCCCUGGAACAAAAGUUGUGAUUCCAAAGAGCCCUUUACCUGCCUCCGAAGUAAACUCGGAGAAGCCUAGCAUGCACAGUAGCACAAAGACUGUUUUGGGGCAUCAACAAGGGCAAGGGCGUCGCAAAGCAGGGAAGAAGCGUGGUCGAACGACCAAAGCGCUCAUCCACCAGCCCAUGCCUGCGCCCUCCAAAUCAGUGGAGCCUUUGAAAUUCCCCAGAAAGAGAGGCCCCAAGCCUGGCAGUAAGAGGAAACCUAGGACAUUGCUGAGCCCAGCACCCACCUCUCCAACCACCAGUACCCCUGAACCCGACACAAGCACUGUGCCCCAGGACGCUGCUACAGUCCCCAGCUCUGCCAUGCAGGCUCCCACAGUUUGCAUUUACUUGAACAAGAAUGGCAGUGCUGGGCCCCACUUAGACAAGAAGAAAAUUCAGCGGCUGCCGGACCACUUUGGACCAGCUCGAGCCUCUGUUGUCCUGCAGCAAGCAGUGCAGGCCUGCAUCGAUUGCGCUUACCAUCAGAAAACAGUCUUCUCUUUCUUAAAACAAGGCCACGGGGGAGAGGUCAUCUCAGCUGUGUUUGAUCGGGAACAGCACACUCUGAACCUGCCCGCAGUAAACAGUAUCACCUACGUCCUCCGCUUCCUGGAGAAGCUGUGCCACAACCUCCGCAGUGACAACCUCUUUGGGAACCAGCCUUUCUCCCAGCACAGCCACGCGCCGCGCUCACACGAGUACGACCACGACAGGUAUCUACCAGGUGAAACCUUCGUGCUGGGAGACGGCCCUCCUGGGCCCCUGGAGCCUCGCAUGGACCCCAUGGACUCGGCCCUGAACGCCGUCAAUGCCUCCGGUCACAGCCGAAGCUCCAGGGAGUUCCGCCUGCAGGGAUACCGGCACCUGCACCAGCCCUGCAGCCUCAGCCAGGGCAGCACCUCCACGCUAGGCAGGCUCGGCUCCACGGGCGCCGAGCGGUACCGCGAAGGAACACGGCUCAGCAGCCGCGACCCCUCGUGCUGGACGGUGGAGGAGGUGAUGCAGUUCAUCCGGGAGGCGGACCCGCAGCUGGGACCCCACGCUGAUCUCUUCCGGAAGCACGAGAUCGACGGGAAGGCGCUGCUGCUGCUGCGCAGCGACAUGAUGAUGAAGUACAUGGGGCUGAAGCUGGGCCCGGCGCUGAAGCUCACUUACCACAUCGACAAGCUGAAGCAAGGCAAGUUCUGAGGACGCCCAGCAGGACGGCCCCCGCGCUCACCCGCAGUCCGUCCACACGCACCCAUCCACGCCACCGCCCGGCUGCAGGGACGCAGCACGCAGAGCCCUGAGCCCUCAGCCCCUCCUGCCCCCCUGGAUGCUUGGCCACGUGGAAUAGGGUGGGUGUCCGUCCCCAGCCCCCAGCACUGCCUGUCUUCCACGCCAGCACGGAGCGGCUCAGCACCGGCCCCCCCUGGGGGUCUUCCAUAUUUAUUUGGGACUGGGGAGGCCCAGGAGAUGGAGCGAGCUUGGGGGCGGAGGAGCAGAGCUGGGCACCGUGGGACUCAUCAGCCCUUCUCCCUCCCUCACAUUUUUUAUGAGGAGUUGCCCGUUGAAAACUGACUUUUUUUGUACCUGAUGUCAAAACUCACAGCUCCUGGGGAUUUAUAGCUGGAGGUGCAGAGCCCAUCUCCCCGCAGCCGUCCUGCUCCCUGCAGCUCCUUCCCAGCUGGGCAGGGGGCUCUGUCUGAUGUAUUUAUUUGCGAUGGCACUUGGGCUCUGAGCAGCAGCAGGCAGGACCACCGAGCAGAGCCCCCGCACUGCCCUGGGAGCAGCCAGGGAGCUCCCCUGAGCUGCUUCAUCCCUGGGUUACCCCCAGUGCUGCCCCCCAGUGCAGCAGGGGGACGCCAGGGGCUGGGGGGGGAGGGGACAGGUUUACCCCUAAGGGGAAAGUUGCAAAAAGAAAAGAAAAAACAAAAGGCAAAACCUGCAAACCCAAAGUGACAGAAAGGCUUUCGUCAUACAGCACUGCCAGCACUGCGCUCCCUGCUCACAGGGGGGGUCCCACAGAGGGGGGUCCUGCACCCCCACCCGUACCUGCGCCGCUCCCGCUGCAGCCAGGCCCCCACAUGGGCUCAGCCCAUGUUUUCCUCUGCACUUAUUUUACGUCAAUUUGUUUAUAAAUAAAAGAA